Durusdinium trenchii is the source of this 1220-nucleotide messenger RNA. NCBI's taxonomy places the organism in Eukaryota, Dinophyceae, Suessiales, Symbiodiniaceae. The record is from the annotation of a GenBank genome assembly.
CAACUAGCAACCAGUAUCUCACAUGGCCAUGAAAGCAGGCCCUGAGUCUGUGACGAAUGAUGGGCCAAGGUUCGACACAUCGUCUCGUGCAUGUUUCUUGAAAGCCUUUGAGCCAUGUCAUGGGUGGCCUGACAGCCGUGGGCUUCAAAUUGCUGCGCCAUGACGUUCUCCGAGUGCGGAGACUCAGCACCAGCCUGCAGAAGGCCAAGCAGGCUCAGCAUCUCGCAGUUGCUGUGGCAGCUGGCGGAGCUGUCGGCGGAGUUCUCUUCCACUCCGUGGUGGAUGAAGUGGUGCACCUCCCAAGUGGGAACCUCUCCACUGAAGCUCCCAGCAUCUGUGGCUUCGCAGCUGGUGGCGCUGUUGCAGCCGUGGUGGCAAGUACCACCCCUCAGCGAAUGGGCUUGUUCAACUCCAUCGUCCAGACAUCAGCCAUUACCCGCGCCCCUUGGACAACAGUGGCCCGAACUGCAGGCUUUGGCCUUGGCGUGGGCUUGCGGACCGCCUCCAAUCUCUGGAUUUGCUUGGGGGCCAACGCGACCGGAGCUGUGUGUGGCGCCAUGACCAGUUUGAACCCCUCUGAGAGCACAUUCGCAUUGGCAUUCCCCUUGGUCUCCUUCUCCGUGUUCACAUUGCUGGUCGUCCCUGCGUUCUGGGCAGGAAUUUGCUUCGGAGCCGUUGGGCUGGCGACUGGUGCAGCGGCUGGCGUCUGGCUGGCGCAAGGUGGGUGUGGAGUGGUUGCCUUGUCAACACGGCAGGCAGCACUUCGGCGAGCCUUUGUGCGGUGCUGCGUGGCCUCUCCGGUGGCUUUGGCGGGAAGUGUGGCCAUGGGUCUUGCUCCAAACGUUCUGAGUUUGGUCAUGGCGAAGAUGGAUGCCAUUCAAUUUGGUGAUGUUUAUCAUCCUGAAGCGAGUCAAGAAUAUCGUACUCCCAGUGUUGAUUGGACAACGAGGCGCUCUCGGUUUCGCGAGAUGUAGUCACGUAGUCGCAGUCCUGGCAAAGAAAGGCCGAUGCAAGAAAGGUGGGAGUUGCAGCUGCAGUCGUACAACAUGCCGAUGCGCUCUUGUGCGUUUUGGGUAAUGGCUGGGCUGCGGCUUCGGACAUUGUUGUGACUGGAGACUUGUGCGGUCCUGCGUGAGUGAGCUUCAAAUCGAUGCGUAAGUGAGAGGUGCGAUGCGUAAGUCGAUGCGCACGUGAGCAAGUGAGAGCCUUGCCCGUCUGAG